Ceutorhynchus assimilis (cabbage seed weevil) is the source of this 3009-nucleotide messenger RNA. NCBI's taxonomy places the organism in Eukaryota, Metazoa, Arthropoda, Insecta, Coleoptera, Curculionidae. The record is from the annotation of a GenBank genome assembly.
GUAUAAAAAUUGAAAAUUACAAUGUCCGAUGCUGAGGGCACUCAAAAUCAACCGAAAAAAACACGUUUUUGCUGCGACCCGGUAAAAUGCCGUUGCUGCAAUUAUCGCAUCCCUCAGCGGUUCGUCAUGGCCAUUAUGUUGCAUUUGGCUUUGCAAAACAACUUCAACACCAGGGUGGUACUCAACGUGGCCAUCGUCGAAAUGGUUGCGCCGCCCCAAGAAGAAAACAUCACCGAAGUGGCUUGUCCUGAAUUCGGUACACCAGAACCCACCCAGAAGGGUGGUAAAUUUCCAUGGCCGGCAGAAACAAGAGCCCUGGUCCUCUACGCUUUUUACAUCGGCUACACGGUACUGCAAGUACCCGGAGGCUGGAUUGCUGAUAAGUACGGCGCCCGCUAUGUUAUACUUAUAUGCGUUUUAGUCACGACGGCCACUACAGCCAUAUUUCCAAUAUGUACUCAGAGUUUCGGCCACGUAGCUGCCAUAGUGCUGAGGUUCAUUUUGGGAAUGGCUCAUAGUCCCACUAUGCCUGCUUUGUCGUCUAUGGUCAGCACUUGGCUUCCGCCCAGCGAAAGGGCGGGUUGGGGCGGUAUAGCUUACGCCGGUACUAAUCUAGGUACCAUUUUGAGUAAUAUAUUGACCGGGGUGUUGAUACACGCGUUCGAUGGUUGGCCGGUAGCUUUUUACUUUUGGAGCAUCUAUUCUGCGAUAUUUUUCUUCUUCGUGCUUUUGUAUUUGUUUUCAUUUCCCGACACCCAUCCUUUUAUCUCCAAAGAAGAAGCUGAUUUCAUAAGAAAUAUGAAUUCUAACAAUCGUGCUAUAGUAGGCAGAUCGCUGAAAACUCCCUGGCUAAAAAUCAUCAGCAAUAUGCCGUAUUGGGCCAACAUUGCGGCCCAAUUCGCCCACAAUUACAUCUACUUUUCCUUAGUCACUUACCUGCCCACUUAUCUGCGGGAUAUUCUACAAUUCGACGUAUCGGAAGACGGAUACUUUUCAGCAAUUCCGUUUAUCGCUCUAUGGGUAACCUCACUGAUUUUGGGCGGUACAGCUCAUUAUUUUAUACGCUUUAUGACUGAGAAGUGGUUCAAUAUUAUUUGCGGAGCUGGAUGUAAUGUAGCAUCGGCUGCCCUAAUGGUAGGGGCAGUUUAUGCAGGUUGCAAUAGGAUGAUUUGUAUAGCACUCUACAUAUUGAGUAUGAUACUCAAGGCGUUUUAUUACGUCACUUUAACCACCAACAUUAACGCCCUUUCCAGGAAUCACGGCGGACUGAUGUUUGGUUUUUGUAACGCUCUCGGCUCUUUGAGCGGAAUCAUUGGCAAUGCUAUUAUAGGAAGUUUAACGAAGGAUAAACAAUUCAAAGGCUGGGAGAUAUCGUUUUGGAUAAUGUUGGGAGUGGCUUCAGUGACGACGUUGUUUUUUUUUAUAUUUUCAUCUGUGGAGAGACAAAAGUUUGAUUAUGACGAGGAUACACCUAUGGAUCAGUGAUCAGUAAUAUAUGUGGCUGAAAGACUUUAAAAAAAAAACGAUUUUUCUUUGCAUUCGAAUUUUUAAUUUGUAUUUUAAUAUUAAGGUGACUUUGCUAGAGUCAAAAUUGUCCUGGAUAAGUACAUUAUAAGUUUUGAGUUUUUUCUCAUAAGGACCAAAUUAAAAUCUUCACCAUUUAUAUUUUAAAAGAUUAGUGACAAAACGUCACAUUUCUGUCAAUCGUUUCUUAUUUUCCAAACAAAAUUAUGCACUCCAACAAUUCGGGUUCGCUUCGCGUAAUGAGUGCCUCGGACGUGAAUUUGAUUGCUCCAAAAAGAAAAUCGACGGUGGCAUCUCAAACUGAAAAUUGUAGCAAACUGUGCAACCUCCGAGAAAUGUCGGUGCAAGAAAUCAAAGACCAGUACGACAAAACGCUGAGUUUCUUAAACGAUUGCCACGAGUACAUGAACGAGAUUUUUACCAGUAAAUUCAACAGUAACAAGGUUGAUUUUCGCGUGCCCGCGGUGCCGAAUUAUUUUAGUUUGUUGGAAAUGUUUUUGGAACGAAACAAAGUGCAAGAAAUACGUACCAAAAGGGACUUGCUCAAAGAUCAAAAGUGGUUUGUUGAUUUGAGAAUUGCUCAACAUGGAAACGGCAAAACCAACAAACAAGAACAAUUUCCAAUAAACCUAAAAAGCUUAUCAACGGCUUUUGAGGAAAUUUAUAAGACUUGUAAUAAUUUUGAAAGCAAAUCUGAAAUACUAAACACCAAGCAUAAACCUCCGAUUAAGUUUAGGUACAAAGAACCUUCACAAGAAAAACCAAAAUUUAAUCCGGAACAAGGAGAUCAAGCAUUGCAAAGGAAAAGUACCAUCGAAAUUGAAUUGGAUGAAAGUUUUAUCGAAUCUCAUUUGAGUUUUACCGAGUCUAUGGAAAAUUUCAUUGAAUCUGAUCAGAGUUUGUCGGAGUUUAUUAACUCUGAAACUUUAUCCAAUUCUGAACCGCAUACCAGUAGUCUUUCGGAGAAUUUAAAUGUACAACAACUUGAUGAGGAAAAUGGUAAUAAUAAUAAUUCAUAUUGUGAAGAUGUUCAGGAAAAAUCUAUUACUAGUAAAAAUGAUUGUGUUACUUUUGAAGCAGGGAGUAGUAAAAGUUCAACAGUUACUGAAAUUAAUCAAAGAAAAUCGUAUCCAUUUACUUUAAGCAACCGGGACAAAUGCAGAGACGACAUCAAAGAAAUAAUAACAGCAAUGGGGCUGUAUACGGAAAACGGCGACAUACGACCAAACAUAAUUCAACUUUUAGACAAGGAAUGGUCCACUAAUUCUUUAAAAAAGUCAGUCAAAUUCCCAACCAAGCGACAAAUGGAAAUUCAAGUGCAUUACAACAACCAAAAUAUGAGAGUUGCUUCGGAGGAAGAACUAGUCCUACCGUCCGAGGGAAAUUUGAAUAAUUUGUCCGUAUUGACGGGUAGUAGCAGUACCAUCGUUAGCGAAUCUGAAGUGAUUAAUAUUGAGAAUCAUAAUAAACAAAAAAGAAUUAAUU